Molecule: messenger RNA, 654 nt
Organism: Rotaria sp. Silwood1
Lineage: Eukaryota; Metazoa; Rotifera; Eurotatoria; Philodinida; Philodinidae
Source: the annotation of a GenBank genome assembly
AUGGAACGUAUGAUUGAUGAUAUUAUUGAUCAAAUUUCAUCUGUGAAAUGUUUUCAUAGUAAUGUAACUUGUUUACUCAAUUUACCAAAUAAAAUUCUCCUGAUGAUUUACCGUUAUUUAUCAGUAUAUGGUGUUCUUCAUUGCUUUUAUACGUCUGAAAGAUCAAAUUCGUAUCUCCACGAUUCGAUUCAUGAUUAUUAUACAAAGAUCUAUCUUGGUGUAAUGUCAUUUCAUGAAUGUGAUUAUUUAUUAAAGUUAUUUUUAAAUUCAGAUAAUCCUCUUCGAUCUAAAUCAUUAAUAUUAAACAAUGAACAUGGAUUUUAUUUAGAUAGACAUUAUUUUUUCUUUUUACGUAAUAAUAUAAUUCAAUCAAUAUUCAUUAUUUUGACACAUCUUACUGUAAUCAAUUGUACAUUCACUGAUUUUGAUAUUAUCGCUAGACAUUAUGAAGACUUUACAAAACUUGAAUAUCUUCAUGCUACUAUUCUCAAAUGUGAUACCACCAAAGAUAUUGAAUCUAUACUUAUUCAUAUGCCAAAUCUUCGUAAAUUAACAUUAAGUAUUCGUGAUACACUUGAUUCAAGAUUUGUUCAUGAAUUGAAAAUGGAAUCUAUGUUAAUUAAACAUGUGCCUCAUCUUGAUAAAUUUGAUUAG